Messenger RNA from Musca vetustissima, 1317 nucleotides. RefSeq names its product intraflagellar transport protein 46 homolog (gene IFT46). NCBI's taxonomy places the organism in Eukaryota, Metazoa, Arthropoda, Insecta, Diptera, Muscidae. The record is from RefSeq and is a predicted model, not a curated record. The coding region runs from base 1 to 1317 and encodes 438 amino acids. Gene Ontology annotation, biological process: cilium assembly; intraciliary transport. Gene Ontology annotation, cellular component: centrosome; intraciliary transport particle B; motile cilium. The transcript has 2 exons.
AUGAACUACUAUGAUGAAGAGAUUCCAGUGAAUGCUAUGACUGGAGCGGUGGGCAUGAAACCACCUUCAUCCUCGAACAAUGCCAAGGUAGAACGUAUCUCUAGUCGCGGAAGCAAUAGCGAUAAAGCAGCGGCUGCCUUGGGUAGCGGCAGAUCUGUUAUGGCUGGUGGUGCUGCCCAACAACGAGCAGGAAGUGGAAAUGCAUUACAACGUAGCAGUAUGGAUAUGGUUGGAAGGCCUCGACAAAGGACAAUGUCUUCACAGAUCCAUGGCAACUCCACCGAUGAUGAUGGUCUGUUGCAGGACAUUUUGGACCACGACGAUGACGAAGAUGAUGACGAUGAGGAGGAUGAUAGUGAAAUACAAAUGGAAGCCAAGCCCUCCAUACAACCCAUACACAAAGAAUCCCCACCGGAAUUUAUGAAACGUAAUAGUGGUGGUGCAGUUGGUGGUGCUAUGGCCCGCACUAACCCCCUACGUCCUGGUAGCUCUCGUAUGAAAAUGAAUCUACCAACAGCAAAGGUGUUGGAUAACGAUUCCGAAGCCUCUGAGACGGAUAGUGAAGAAGGUGGCGGAGAUGAGUCAAAGGGAGCCGCAGGAGACUACACUCCCAAUUGGGAUGCCGCACAAAUGUCCAUAACACCUGAUAAAUGGGAAGCUUUGCAAGUUCCCCAAGAAGUUAAGGAUCUGUUCCCUUAUAUUUUGAAAUAUAUUCCGCAGCACAUUGAAACGGCCUAUCACUUGCAACCUUUCAUCCCCGACUUUGUACCAGCUGUGGGUGAUGUUGAUGCCUUCAUCAGGGUAACAGAACCUCCAAUGCUCAGCCCUCAAAGGGGACGUGAGGUAGAAGAACAUUUGCAGAAACUUGGCCUUUACUUUCUCGAUGAACCUUCGGGUAGCCAAAGUGAACCGAGUCUGUUAAAUAUGAAACUGCGAUCCGCCCUCACGGGUAGUGGCAGUCAUGCCCGUUCCUCAUCGGCUACCAUGGUACCCGUGGCCAAAUCGAAUAAAGACAUCGACAAAUGGAUAAACGAAGUGGAACAGGUCCAUAUGACACAAUCCGUUUAUGAUGUCCAGCCACGUAAGGACAUCGAGAACAUCAUUAUCGAUUGGCCACGUUCAUAUGCCAGCGUGGCCGGCACUGUUCAGCAGGCUUACCAACAAUGUGCGGCUGGCCAACAGACGGUCAUUGAUUAUGUUCGCGUCCUCUGUCAACAGUUUGAGCUACAGGGACCACUUGAGACACAGGCGGACUAUUUGUUGAGCGUGCAAACAUUGUUCGCUUUAUAUUUGGCGGCCAAUCAGGCAUGGGAAUAA